GAUGCACUACACGCAAGUCGCAUGCUGACCGUCGAAGAGCGAGCCUUCCAGCGUGUAACCAAGCAGCUCCUGAGCGAAAAGUCCGUCCUCAAGCCCGCGCUGUCGUAUUUACCGUCACCUCCGCCUGAAGGAGAGGGCGAGCCACCUCUCUACGAUCCUGCACGAGUGGAGCGCUUCCGCGAAGAUGUGCUGCUGGACUUUGCGAAUCUCGAAAGCAGCAUCAUUCGCAUACAGUUGAUCUUGUCAUCAAACCAACGCGAAAGAGAACGAUAUGCCGCCGAAAAGGCCAAAAUCUUGGAGACAGCGCAGGCUGUGCGUGACAAUACGCUAGAGCUGCGGUCGCACCUUCAGGAAGCGCAGCAGGUGUUGGAGAGGCGCAAAGGCUAUGAUGAAAUGGCUACUAAGAUUCUGGAUGAUCGCAAACUCAAGAGUCGCGACGAUGCGAAGGCGGACAUCGAGAAGCUCGAGAAGGAGAUCGAAGACCUUCAGCAGGAAAGUGUGGACUAUGAAGGAACCUGGAUAUCAAGAAGAGAACAGUUCGACAUGGUAGUACGCGAGGGAGAGGCUAUGAUCAGGCAGAUCAAAGGGAUCAAGGACGAGCCUGAGCCAGAGAAGGACGAGAAUAUGGACGAUGCCGACGAUGGACCCAAAGAUGAGACUAGUGGCCGAAACACACCU
Messenger RNA from Pseudocercospora fijiensis CIRAD86, 678 nucleotides. RefSeq lists its product as uncharacterized. Gene Ontology annotation, biological process: mRNA processing. The record is from RefSeq and is a predicted model, not a curated record. Gene Ontology annotation, cellular component: THO complex part of transcription export complex. Lineage: Eukaryota; Fungi; Ascomycota; Dothideomycetes; Mycosphaerellales; Mycosphaerellaceae. The transcript has a single exon. The annotation marks the transcript as partial.